Molecule: messenger RNA, 2591 nt
Organism: Panicum virgatum (switchgrass)
Lineage: Eukaryota; Viridiplantae; Streptophyta; Magnoliopsida; Poales; Poaceae
Product: CRM-domain containing factor CFM9, mitochondrial-like
Exons: 4
Coding region: 91-2052 (653 amino acids)
Molecular function (GO): RNA binding
Source: RefSeq, a predicted model, not a curated record
GCCCUGCGCCGCCGCCUCCUAAACCCAUCUCGCCCCGCAUUCCAGAGCCCUCCUCGUCGUCGGCGACCUUCCGGCCGCGGCCGGACAGCCAUGUGGGUCCUCCGGAGCCUCCUCCGGGCAGCCUCGCCAUCGCUCCGCCGCAGCUCCUGGCGACUUGCCGCGAGCGGUGAGCCGGUCAUCGCGGCCGCGGACUCGGCUUCUCCGUCCGCGGGGUUGCUGGCGGCGGGAGCAGGAGCGGACGGCGGGUGGCGGCGGGCGAUGUCGACCAAGGGGAGGAGCAUGCGGAGCAAGGUGGAGAGGCGGAUGGCAAGGGAGACUGGUCGCACCCAACGGGAGCUCCGCCGCGCCGUCAAGCUCAGGAAGAAGCUCAUGACCGAGGACGAGAAGCUCAUCUACAACCUGCGCAGGGCCAAGAAAAAGGUUUCUUUGCUACUGCAGAAGCUCAAGAAGUAUGAGCUACCAGAAUUACCAGCUCCUCGUCAUGAUCCUGAACUGUUAACAGCUGAGCAACUACAAGCUUACAAGAAGAUUGGAUUCAGAAAUAGAAAUUAUGUACCUGUUGGAGUUCGUGGAGUCUUUGGAGGUGUUGUUCAAAACAUGCAUAUGCAUUGGAAAUUCCAUGAGACGGUUCAAGUUUGCUGUGACAACUUCCCGAAGGAAAAAAUUAAGGAAAUGGCAGCAAUGCUGACAAGAUUAAGUGGUGGAAUUGUGAUCAACAUUCAUAAUACUAAAACAAUCAUCAUGUUUCGAGGAAGAAACUACCGUCAACCUAAGAACCUUAUACCUUUCAACACACUUACCAAGAGGAAGGCUUUAUUCAAGGCCAGAUUUGAGCAAGCGCUUGAAUCACAGAAACUAAACAUCAAGAAAAUAGAGACACAGCUCCGUCGCAAGGGUAUCAGUCCGGAGGAUCCUGUUGCUAUGGCUAGUAUCCAGCGUGUUGCCUCUACAUUCUUCCGAGCCAUAGAUGAACAACAAGGUACUCCCUACGUUUUCCAUGGGGAUGCACAACCUUCUGCUGGGACUACUGAAAUAAAAGAACCACAUGAUCAACCAUCUGAAGAUAGCGACCAGGAGGAGCUUGACCGGUUCAUUUCAGAGAUAGAAAGUGCGGCAGAGAAGCAAUGGGAGGAAGAAGAGGCAGCAGAGAAAGAAGAAUCUUCAAGAAUGCGGUAUUGGGAGAGAGAAGAGGUGGGUGAGCGGAGGGGUUUCGUUAGAAGUUAUGAAAACUCAGAUUAUGAGGAUAGAGGACAGGGAAGAUAUAGGAGAGAGAAUAACAGCAACAGAAGGACGCCAGAUGCAAGGAGGUGGGAUGAUGAUAGCGAGGCUGAGGCAUCAGGUGAAGAAUGGGACUCUGGUGAUGAUGUUGAUGCGAGGGAUAAUUUUCUGGGCUUUGACAAUGAUAGAGAUUCUCGUGACAAGCAUACUCGACGAUUCGAAAGCAUGAGGAAUGGAACGAGCAGAUCUAGUGGGAGACGGGAUUUUGUUCCUAGGGGAGAAGUGGGCGAGAGGAGGGGUUUCAACAGAAGUUAUGGCAACUCAGAUGUUCAGGAUAGAGGCCAGGGAAGAUAUAGGAGAGAUAACAACAACAAAAGAACAUCAGAUGCAAGGAGGUGGGAUGAUAAUAGUGAGAUUGAGGCAUCAGGUAAAGAAUGGGACUCUGGUGAUGACACAGAUAAUUUUCUUGGAUUCAACAAUGAUAGCGAUGCACCUGAUGAUCGUCCUCUACGAUUCAAAAGUACAAAGAAUGAGAAGAGCAGAUCCAGUGGCAGGCGGAGUUCUAUUCCUGGGGGAUUCAGAGGUUCCAAUCAGAGUCGAGGAAAUUCUGUAGCUGCUUCUGACAGUAAUGAUGGUGGUUUAGACUCUGAAGAAGAAGAUUUGUGGGGAUUGGAUAAUAAGGGGGGAGAAAGAGAAACGAACCUAAGAUCCCCAAAGGUAAAUUUCUCAAAUGUCCACAGCAGUAGCGAGGAGGAAAGCAAUGAUAACUUGGAACAUGGUGACACGAUUGGUAAAAUGAAGAAAAAUACUGAUGAAAGUUGGGACAGUGACUAAUAACUCGGAAGAGUAAUGUUGAUGUGUUCUGGACAAAUGCUAACGUGAAUGGUUGCCAACUUGCCAUUCGAGUUCUUUCAUGGCAUGUAUUGCUCAUGUUUUUCCAAUGGAGAUCUCGAAGAGCUACAAGAAUAAGCAUGGUUUCCAUGAUGUUUGAAUUUUUGCUGCAAGUUUCAUACAAUGGUUCCAAUUAGUUAUCAUGGCAGCCUGAAAAGUUGCUUCACCUGGAGUGAGGCUGUAAGGGGGGAGGUUGUCAACUGUGUGUUAAUCUCCUAGAGACUAGGACAUAAAGGCAAAAUACAUCAUGACUUGCGCAAGCGGAGGACAAGGUGCUGAAUGUUUGUGGCUAGAGUUCAAUGUUGAGAAACUAAAUGUAUCGAGACUCCUGGAGGUCUUAGAAAUGUGAAAUUCUUGCUCCCAUCAUUAUGGGACCAUAUUUAUUUUGUUUUUCUAUAUGAAAAAAACUUGCACAUAGAUAUAUUUGGAAGUCAUUUCUCUGGUGUCUUGUGAGAGAAAUAGAGAACUGAUACGACGAUGAA